Nicotiana tabacum (common tobacco) is the source of this 372-nucleotide messenger RNA. Lineage: Eukaryota; Viridiplantae; Streptophyta; Magnoliopsida; Solanales; Solanaceae. The record is from RefSeq and is a predicted model, not a curated record.
AUGAUAGUUAGUCCAAUGGUCUUAACUAUCAGAACUGAUAUUUUUGUCAUAUUAAGAUAUGUUCGCGGUUUUGCUAUAGCUGAAUGUGACGUUAUGCUUAUACUUUGGAAAGCUAGCAAAGUGGAAUUUCCAGCUUUGGAUGGACAGUGUACUUCACUUGCUGCCCUUCAGUUCCCUGGCGAGGAUGUCAACCCGCCCCACACUCACCCUCGUGCAUCUGAGCUAUUAUUAGUAGUGCAGGGCAGUCUAGAAGUUGGAUUGUUAGAUAGUACUACAGUUGUUUCUGCAUUUGGUAGCGCAAAUGUAGGAACCAUUUCACAUCCAACAGCUCUGUUUGCUACUUGUGUCGAUGAUCAGAUUCUCGCUAAGUAA